Lycium barbarum (goji berry) is the source of this 2884-nucleotide messenger RNA. Its product is annotated as chloride channel protein CLC-f. Gene Ontology annotation, molecular function: voltage-gated chloride channel activity. The coding region runs from base 126 to 2384 and encodes 752 amino acids. Lineage: Eukaryota; Viridiplantae; Streptophyta; Magnoliopsida; Solanales; Solanaceae. Gene Ontology annotation, biological process: chloride transport; transmembrane transport. The record is from RefSeq and is a predicted model, not a curated record. The transcript is spliced from 9 exons. Gene Ontology annotation, cellular component: Golgi apparatus; membrane; chloroplast.
UUGAAAAAUCCGACUCUGAUAGCGACAUCAACAAGUUACCAACCUACCUACACAUAACAAAAAACUUUCUAUAUUUACAUUUUACAUCGGAAAAUAAACAAUUCCGAUGAAAAUCCGGUGAAAAAAUGUCGGGCGAUCACAACGUAUUAUUACGUUCUAAUUCAUCGGCAUCAGAAAACGGCGAUUUAGAAAGCCAAUCCUCGCCGAGGAGAACUAAUAAUAAUAAUAGAAGUAUUAAGGAUCUAAUUAAGCGAUUAGAUCGCGGGUUUUCGGGUCGCCGAUUAUCCGAUAGGGAUAGGGAUAAUCGGCGAGGUGUUGUUUCAGAUGAAAUAUUGGGGGAAAGUGCACCACCAGAAUGGGCGAUGUUACUUGUUGGAUGUUUACUUGGUCUUGCUACUGGUCUUUGUGUUGCUGCCUUUAAUCGUGGGGUACACGUAAUACGUGCAUGGGCAUGGGCUGGUACUCCUACUGACGGUGCUGCUUGGCUUCGUUUGCAAAGGCUAGCUGAUACUUGGCAUCGGAUACUUUUAAUACCAGUUUUGGGUGGAGUCAUUGUUGGCAUGCUGCAUGGUCUGCUCGAAAUAUUGGACCAAAUAACACAGUCCAGCUCUUCUCAGGGACAAGGAUUUGAUUUAAUUGCUGGAAUCUUCCCUACAGUGAAGGCCACUCAGGCUGCUAUAACUCUGGGUACUGGUUGUUCUUUGGGUCCUGAAGGCCCUAGUGUAGAUAUAGGGAAGUCAUGUGCCUAUGGAUGCUCAAUGAUGAUGGAAAACAACCGGGAAAGAAGAAUAGCUCUCAUUGCAGCUGGCGCAGCUGCUGGAAUUGCUUCAGGUUUCAAUGCAGCGGUAGCUGGCUCUUUCUUUGCGAUUGAAACAGUUUUAAGACCACUCCGUGCCGAAAAUUCACCCCCUUUUACAACUGCAAUGAUCAUAUUGGCUUCUGUUAUAUCAUCAACUGUAUCAAAUGCAGUACUUGGAGAGAAACAGGCUUUCACAGUGCCCACGUAUGAUAUGAAAUCUGCUGCUGAGCUUCCAUUGUAUCUGAUACUUGGGAUGCUGUGUGGAGUAGUAAGUGUGGUUUUCACUCGAUUGGUGUCCUGGUUCACCAAGGGGUUUCAGUUCCUCAAGGAAAAGUUUGGACUUUCUGAUGUUGUCUGCCCUGCUUUGGGGGGUUUAGGAGCUGGUGUAAUAGCUCUUAGAUAUCCUGGAAUUCUCUAUUGGGGUUUUACUAAUGUUGAUGAAAUCCUACAUACUGGGAAGACGGCAUCUGCACCUGGAAUUGGAUUGCUAGCUCAAUUAGUUGCUGCAAAGGUCGUGGCCACUGCUUUGUGCAAAGGGUCUGGCCUUGUUGGUGGAUUGUAUGCACCAAGUUUAAUGAUAGGUGCUGCUGUGGGUGCUGUAUUUGGAGGGUUAGCCGGGGACCUAAUUAAUUCAGCUAUUCCUGGGAAUGCUGCUAUUGCCCAGCCACAGGCAUAUGCACUGGUGGGGAUGGCUGCUACACUAGCUUCAGUUUGCUCAGUGCCUUUGACUUCAGUGCUUUUAUUGUUUGAGUUGACAAAAGAUUAUAGAAUUUUGCUUCCUCUCAUGGGUGCCGUUGGGCUGGCAAUAUGGGUGCCUUCCGUUACAGACCAGCCAAAAGAAGCGGACUCAUCAGAAGCUAAGUUUGCAUCAAAAGGUUACUCUAUUCUUUCGCCAGUUGAUGAGAAAAAUGAAGAGGAUGUUUCGAGGCAAUCUGGUGAGAGAAAUAACUUGGAACUAAUGGUGAUUGGGAGUAAUAACAGUCAUGAAUCAUUUGAUGAAAGUCUCAUUUUGGAAGAUCUAAAGGUUUCUCAGGUCAUGUCAAAUGAUUAUUUGAAGGUCUCUCCGAGCCAAACUGUGAAAGAAGCAUUAGAAUGCAUGCUUGACGGCCGACAGAGUUGUGUUAUUGUGGUUGAUGCUGAAGGUUACUUGGAAGGAAUUUUAACAUAUGGUGACAUUAAAAGGAGUUUGUUUAAGAAGCAUGGGGAUUCAUCCCACAAAGAUUUAUCAGUCACAGAUGUAUGUGCUUUAGAUUGCCAUCAUGACAAAUCUGCAAGUACUUGUCUUGUGUCCUCUAUAUGCACAAGAGGGAUAACAUAUCGUGGCCAAGAUUGCGGACUCCUAACUUGUUAUCCUGAUACGGAUCUAGCAAUUGCGAAGCAACUAAUGGAGGCCAAAGGAAUUAAACAAUUGCCUGUGGUCAAGCGUGGUGGAGAAUUCAGAAGAGAAAGAAAGCGCAGAAUUAUUGCUGUUCUGCAUUAUGAUUCAGUAGAGGAAUCGAUCAGGGGUGAAGUGGGUCGUCGAAAGUCAGUCUACCAGCAGAGUGAAGAAGAAAAUGACAUGCAGAUCAUAACGAAUGGCCAUUAAUUACUCAAGGCACUUAAUAUCAAUAGCAAGUUUCAACAAGAAAUUUGUGGUUGUUCUAGUUUUGGCAUAAGUUGGUAUAUGCAACUUUGCUGCACUCCUCUAAUUUGAGACUGGGAAGCAAACUUCAGCAAGAAGUUUACGAUAUUAGUUGGACAUCGGUAGGUAAUAUCCAAUUUACUGUAUAUUCUUAACUUAUAUGCGUGCAGAAAUUGAGGCUCCUUCCUGUUUGUUUCUGGAGCGGACAUGCUGCACCAGGCUGCCUCCAGAGCCCGAGCUUAAUAGCAUAAAUUUUCCUCAGUUUUGGUUGUACUUGCUGUAAUUGGAAAGGUAGUUACCAGUGUAAAUUUGACAUUUCACAUUUUGUACAUGAAACAUACGCUUGGUAGAUCAGGAUAAAUCAAAAUGCGAAAUCGUCAUGGACGAAUAUAUACACACAAUUAGAGAGGCAACUUAUUGCUACUAGUUGAAAUUCUAUUAAUAUACAUGUCUCUCUUUUGAUA